Messenger RNA from Canis lupus familiaris (dog), 3562 nucleotides. RefSeq names its product zinc finger protein 787 (gene ZNF787). Gene Ontology annotation, molecular function: RNA polymerase II cis-regulatory region sequence-specific DNA binding; DNA-binding transcription factor activity, RNA polymerase II-specific. The coding region runs from base 1615 to 2880 and encodes 421 amino acids. Gene Ontology annotation, cellular component: transcription regulator complex; PcG protein complex. Gene Ontology annotation, biological process: negative regulation of transcription by RNA polymerase II; regulation of cytokine production; regulation of immune system process. The record is from RefSeq and is a predicted model, not a curated record. Lineage: Eukaryota; Metazoa; Chordata; Mammalia; Carnivora; Canidae. The transcript has 5 exons.
ACUUCCAUUUCAUAGCGGGUGCUGUGAUGAUGUCUGUGAGUGAGAACCUGCACAGGGCACCCUCUGCAUGCUUUCCUCACUGACCUGGCCUGACCCCGUGGUAGCUCCCUGCUGAGGUUGGUGGCAGGGUGGGUGGUGAGGAGACCUGGCCUUGGCUGUAGCCUCCAGCCAGCCUUCCCCCCCCAGCCCUGCUUUCCUCCAGUCCACUCAGCAGCGCCUCUGAGAUGGCCGCUUUCCAUUUCCUGUUCAGUGUACCCCAUCUUGGCCUCCUGGCCCCCUAGACAGGCUAGUCUUUGGCCUUUUUUUUUUUUUUUUAAAUUUUUAUUUAUUUACUUAUGAUAGUCACAGAGAGAGAGAGAGGCAGAGACACAGGCAGAGGGAGAAGCAGGCUCCAUGCACCGGGAGCCCGACGUGGGAUUCGAUCCUGGGUCUCCAGGAUCGCGCCCUGGGCCAAAGGCAGGCGCUAAACCGCUGCGCCACCCAGGGAUCCCCUAGUCUUUGUCUUUGGUUGUGUCCUUGUUAGGUGUCAGGAUGGCAGAGCGUUUGGGAGUGAGGACUCUGCAGUGACACCGUUGGUGUCCUAUCCCUGCUCCUUGAUGACCUCAUGUCCUCUGCUGUGACAUGGGGGCCGUUCAGAGCAUGUCAGUGCAGGGUAAUGCAGGGUGAGGCUAGGGCAGAAGACAGAAGGUGAUUGGAGCCUGAGUGACAAUAUCGCCCGCUCAGAGGGCUGUGCCAGAAUCGAAGGCUACGGUAAUGGCAUCUAAACCACGUAGAGCAGGGUCUAGACCCGGGGAAUGUUGGCUGAAGGAACUGCUUACUGUAUCUGCAAAUGUUUGUUAACUUUUCAUGGGUUCUUGGAGUUCCUCACAGAGGUUAGUAGAGAUUAUGGAGGGGCGGCCUCAUGCUUCCCAGCAGUGGAAUGGGUUCCAUUUGGUCCCUGGAUGGUGGUGACCCCCUCUCAUUGGGGGAUUCAAGAGAAGUGGGCUUGGCAUGUUGUGCCAGGGGGCAGUUGGCCAUGAUUCACAGGUGCUAUGGUGAGGUCCACAUAUGCAGUGAGGGGGGAGGGACUCUGGAGAUUUGCUUAGAGCUGUAAGCACUCAACUCAAGGGACCAGGUUGAUAGUGUGAGGCCUAGAAAUAGGGCAGGGGGACCAGGUCGCACCACCUCCUAUCAGAAGUCUGCACCACCUCCUGUCAGAAAUCUGGCCCACCUGCAGGCUUCCUGUCAGGGAGUGCUGUCCCACCAAGGGACAGGUUCCCCCAGUGCUGGGUGUUGGUGCAGCACAGGACUGACGAGCCCGCCUGGGCCCAGGGCCUGCCCGGUUCUCCCUCCCCUGCCAGCCGACUCCAAACAUGGGGCAGAGUGGAUGGAGGCCAGUCAGGAGGUGGAGGAUUUCUCCCCAGCAUGGCCUGUUGCAUGGGACGCCUGUCAGUGUCGGCUGGUGGGCUGGCAUACAAGGUGUUCGAUCCUUCCGUAUGGUGGAGUGUUGUUCAGCCACGAGAAGGAAGGAAGCUUGGACACAUGCCAAGGUGUGGACGAGCCUUGAAAACGUUACGCUGAGGGAGAGAAGACGCAGACACGGCCCCCAGGAAUGUAGUGUGCCGGGACCCAGACAUGGAGCUGCGGGAGGAGGCCUGGUCUCCGGGGCCGCUGGACUCUGAGGACCAGCAGAUGGCCAGUCAUGAGAACCCAGGUCCUCCACACGAAACAACAACUACAAAAUGCUUAUUACUUCACCCAACAAAACAUCCAGGCUACCUUAACAACCCCAGUUUUCUUCAAAACAUACAUCUGCCAUGGAUGGACAUCCUCAUCAUGGAUGAUGACGACGUCCCCAGCUGGCCCCCAACCAAGCUGUCCCCGCCCCAGUCGGCGCCCCCGGCUGGCCCCCCACCCCGGCCUAGGCCACCGGCACCUUACAUCUGCAACGAGUGUGGCAAGAGCUUCAGUCACUGGUCCAAGCUGACGCGGCACCAACGCACGCACACGGGCGAGCGGCCCAACGCGUGCGCCGACUGCGGCAAGACCUUCUCACAGAGCUCGCACCUGGUGCAGCACCGGCGCAUCCACACGGGCGAGAAGCCCUACGCCUGCUCCGAAUGCGGCAAGCGUUUCAGCUGGAGCUCCAACCUCAUGCAGCACCAGCGCAUCCACACGGGUGAGAAGCCGUAUGCCUGCCCCGACUGCGGCCGCAGCUUCACGCAGAGCAAGAGUCUGGCCAAGCACCGGCGCUCGCAUAGCGGCCUCAAGCCCUUCGUGUGCCCGCGCUGUGGCCGCGGCUUCAGCCAACCCAAGAGCCUGGCGCGCCACCUGCGGCUGCACCCUGAGCUGUCGGGCCCUGGUGUGGCGGCCAAGGUGCUGGCGGCCAGCGUGCGCCGGGCCAAGGCGCCCGAGGAGGCGGCGGCGGCGGACGGCGAUAUUGCCAUCCCGGUGGGCGAUGGCGAGGGCAUCAUUGUGGUGGGCGCACCAGGUGAGGGGGCCGCGGCAGCUGCAGCCAUGGCGGGCACGGGGGCCAAGGCUCCGGGGCCCCGCUCGCGGCGUGCCCCGGCCCCCAAGCCGUACGUGUGCGUGGAGUGCGGGAAGGGCUUCGGGCAUGGGGCGGGGCUCUUGGCCCACCAGCGCGCCCAGCACGGGGACGGGCUUGGGGCGGCGGGGGGCGAGGAGCCCGCACAUAUCUGUGUGGAAUGCGGCGAGGGCUUCGUGCAGGGCGCGGCGCUGCGGAGACACAAGAAGGUGCACGCCGUGGGCGCGCCGUCGGUCUGCAGCCACUGCGGACAGAGCUACUACCGGGCGGGGGCAGGCGGGGAGGACGACAAGGACGAUGAUGAUGAGGCAGCUGGUGGGCGCUGCAGCGAAUGCCGCGGUGGAGAGGGCCGGUAGGGGCGGAGGCCCGGGGGGGGGGGGGUGCGGGCAGGGCCCCUCGGGCUUGGCGGGGAGGAUGGCGCAGGACCCUGACGCCGGAGAGACUUGGACCAGAGAGACCCGGACCAGAGAGACCCAGAGAGGGACGGACAGGGGCACGACGGCCGGUGCCGGCCUCAUCAUCUCCCCUGCGCCGCCACAUGGUUCCCAUGGUCCGCGAGGUGCAGAGGCGGCGGCCCGCCGGGGCCCUCCUGCGCCCCGCCAUACCCCUGCCCCCUGUCCUUGGCCUGGCCUGCCCCCCUGGUUCUUGGAGAGCCUCGGGGAGCCAGAGAGAGGACGGAGCCCACAACUGAGAGACCGGCCUCCGGCCCCCUUUUCUCUUGCCGCCCACCCUGGGUGCUUGGGAGGAAUGAGCAGCCUGGCUCUUCUUUAGGAGGGCUGCAGGGAGGGAGGGGGAGACAGCCCUUUCUCCUUUAGAGUUUUCUUUUAAUCACACCACCUCCCGACUGCACCUUUCCAUUAUUUUGUCUUCUUCCUGCGGGUCCUGUUAUUUUUCGUGGCCCUCGUCCUUGCCCUUCCCUGGAUUUGGGGUCAUGGAGGAGUUCUAGUGUACCCCUUGGAGACUGGGGUCCUGUCUGUUCCUGGCCUGGACUCUGCCAAGGAAGGGUGUGGGGGCAAUAAAUGGCACUAUCUGACUAUC